Molecule: messenger RNA, 849 nt
Organism: Zophobas morio
Lineage: Eukaryota; Metazoa; Arthropoda; Insecta; Coleoptera; Tenebrionidae
Product: probable multidrug resistance-associated protein lethal(2)03659
Exons: 1
Coding region: 1-849 (282 amino acids)
Biological process (GO): transmembrane transport
Cellular component (GO): membrane
Molecular function (GO): ATPase-coupled transmembrane transporter activity; ATP binding; ATP hydrolysis activity
Source: RefSeq, a predicted model, not a curated record
AUGAAAACGUGGAGCGAAUUGAGCGCUAACCUGACUUCUGUAGAGCGAGUACUAGAAUACACAGAAUUGCCGCAAGAACUAGACGACGGUACUUUCGUUCCACCACCAUCGUGGUCCCAAGUCGGACAAAUCGAGUUUAAAUCAAUAUCGAUGCGGUACUCUCCAGACAAACCUUUAGUACUAAAAAACAUUGAGAUUAAAAUUCACCCAAGGGAAAAAAUUGGAAUCGUUGGCAGAACUGGAGCCGGAAAAAGCUCUCUGGUGUCCACUCUGUUUCGUCUAACGCAUUUCGAAGGUCAGAUUCUCAUGGAUAACGUAGACACCAAAAUCGUACCGCUGAAUGUUUUGAGAUCUAAAAUCACCAUCAUUCCACAAGAUCCGAUACUAUUCGUAGGUCCUUUAAGAAAAAAUUUAGAUCCGUUUGAUGAAUUUAGUGAUUCUCAAGUUUGGAGUGCCUUGGAGGCUUUCAACCUGAAAGCGUUAGUAGCAAAUUUGCCACAGAGUCUUCAGACUCUGGUGGACGAAGGUGGUUCCAACUUUAGCGUAGGACAGAAACAGUUGUUGUGUUUGUCGCGAGCGAUGUUGAAGAAGACUAAGAUUUUUGUCUUGGAUGAAGCUACGGCUAAUGUUGAUUUGCAAGCGGAUGAAGCAAUUCAGGCCACCAUUCGAGAAAAAUUUAAAGAUUGCACAAUUUUGGUGAUAGCGCAUCGCUUAGAAACUGUUAUGGAUUCCGAUAAAGUUUUAGUUAUGGAUGAUGGCAGGGUUGUAGAAUUUGGAAAACCUGAGGAAUUGUUGAUAAAUCAAGAUGGAAUUUUUUCUCAAGCAGUACAGCGACGUGUAGAAGAGUGA